Capsella rubella is the source of this 853-nucleotide messenger RNA. Its product is annotated as lipid transfer-like protein VAS. Bases 131 to 592 code for a protein of 153 amino acids. The record is from RefSeq and is a predicted model, not a curated record. Lineage: Eukaryota; Viridiplantae; Streptophyta; Magnoliopsida; Brassicales; Brassicaceae. The transcript is spliced from 3 exons.
AAAAAAAUAUCACCAUUUCUCUCUGUAUAUAAGAUAGUAGUAUUACUCAGCAAAUUAAAACAAUUUUUUUUAUUGUUAUCUGAAAAGAAGUUCUCAAAACAGAACUUCAUAUAUAUAACAAAAAAAGAAAAUGGGUAUUACAAGAAUCUUCGGCGUAGUAGUCACCAUCGUCAUCACACUCUUCUCCGUUCAAGUAACAGCGCAAAUCAUCGAAGAAGCUCAAGAGGCAAUGCGAUGCGUGACAAAACUGUUGCCGUGUGGACCGUACAUCCACUUGUCGAUUCCUCCGCCGCCGUGGUGUUGCACUCCGAUGAAAGAGAUAGCCGAGAACAACUCGACGUGUCUAUGCGCCGCUUUCAACCAUCCGGAAAUGCUCAGAUUCAUUGCUCUCACCAAAGAGUCCGCUCUUAAUCUCCUUAGUUCAUGUGGUGUUCCUUAUGAUUUGUCACUCUGCACCACCAAUCCUUCUUCGCCAUCUGCGUUGCCGGAAGCUGCGAGCAACGGAAGCACCAAGAGAAAUGCAGCAGCACUUGGCAUCAGUGUUUUGGGAAAUAGCUUUGUAUCUGCUGUUCUUGGGAUGAUCUUCUUUUGAUUUAUUUUUUUCUCUUUUGUAAUUCUCAGAAAUGUGUUUUUAGUUAUGUUUCUUUUGAAUGACCUGGUGGCCUAAGGAAAUGAGAAGCACACGGCAGUUUCUCAGUGAUGGAAAUGCUUUUAAUCUGGUUUUCUAGGGUUUAGAAAAUGAAAUUUCCGGUUAGACUUUGAUAAAUAGUUUGGAAUAUGUUUUAGGAUAUCCGGUUAUAAAAGAUAUGAAUAACACAUACUAUAAAUCUUAAAUCGGAUACCCAUUGAAAAC